AUGUCUACACUACCUUCAAGGACGAGGUCAAUUCGCAAACCAUCAGAGAGAAUCACCAAUCUUAGCAGACCCGAUAAACCAUCUGUGACUGUAGCUUCUGAAAAUACAGCUUCUCCUAGUCGUUUACCUACUAUUCAACCUCGAAGAACAACUAUAUCAACUGGAUCAAGCACGUCAACAUCUGCACGACCUCCAAGCAUAAGCUCAGUUGGGACCAGCAAUGCUUCCAUGCGACCUCCACCCCGGACAAACUCAAGCAAAUCUUCUACGAGUGGACUUUCUCGAUCGACCUCAGUUCGAAAUACAUCUGCCGCAUUAUCUGAACCGGUGAAGGAUCGUUCAAGACCACCUAUAACUUCUACAAAUCGACACAUUCGUACCUCAUCGAUCAAUUCUAUCACUGCACGACCAGGUCAUCUACGCACCACAUCGUCAUCGACAAUUUUAAACAAUACCCCCGCCGUCCUUCGCCCACCAAGUCAAUCAUCGCAAAGAUCACAACCGCAAGAUGUAACAGUGAAAACACGACCACAAUCUCUAUACGCAGAUCCGUCAGUCCGCAAACCUGCAUUCUCUACUCUUCAACAACACUUUUCCCCUGCAAAGAACAUUGGAUCCAAACCUCAUCCUGCGGCAUUUCUCGUUGCCCCGACUCCCAGCAAACUGCCUUCCAACAUCGCAAUAACUGCGGAGACAGCAAAGCUCCAAAACGAGUUAUUACAGCUGCAUAUACUGCAUAGGGAUGCAGAUUUGGUCAACACACAAUGGAAAGUCAGUGCAAAGAAAAAGCUUGGAACAAAAUUCCAAUCGAUAGUGAGAAGACAUGAUGAGUUAGUUCAUCUGGAGGUGGAGGAGGCUGGAAGAAUCAAUGCUGCGGCUUUAAAAGAGUGGCAAGAUGUAGUGACCCCGGGAUGGGGCUUGGAAGAAAGGAUACAAUUUCUUGAUGAGAUAGUUAAUGAAACUUGGAAUUUGGGUGAGCCAGGAGGAAAAUAUCUGAGGUUGGUGAGGAAAUUCGAAAAGUGGGUGAUCAGAUGUGAGGAGAUAUUAAGGGAUAGAGAGGAUGACGAAAUGUUAGAUGAGGAAGAGGAGAUUGUGUUUAUUGAAGAAUUGGACAUGGCGUGGAAAGAUGAAUGCUCGGUUCUGAACAGGAAGCUCGAAGGAUGGGGGGAUGCCUUAGGAAACCUUGGGAGGUUAGAACAUGAGUCUACAAUGGCGAGUGUGGUGGGUGGGGUUAGGGACUUAGUGGGUGGCAUGCUUCUAGAGUUGGAGGCCAUGGCGCAAAUCGAAUCAGAUGCGGUGGCAUUGGAACAAGGAUGGAUUCAAAGUGUAAAUGGGAGUUUAGAGGAUGAAGAUGAUACCACUGUUGCAGGCGCUGUAUGGAGAUUUAUGUAA
Sclerotinia borealis F-4128 is the source of this 1392-nucleotide messenger RNA. NCBI's taxonomy places the organism in Eukaryota, Fungi, Ascomycota, Leotiomycetes, Helotiales, Sclerotiniaceae. The record is from the annotation of a GenBank genome assembly.